AUGGAAAAAUUUGAAUAUCGAGCGUAUAUUAAAACUCGUGUCUUGCUCGGGAAAUCAGCGACUGAGAUAGCCAACGAACUCAAUCUAGCACAUGCUGACCAAGCACCAAAAUAUCGUACAGUUUCCAAGUGGGUUGCUCUAUUCAGAGAGGGCAGAGAGGAGCUAAACGAUGGCCUCCGCUCUGGACGUCCAAUUACCGUGCAUACAUCAGCAAAUAUCGAGCUGGUGAGGCAAAUUACUGAGAUCGAUCCCCAUUCAACUUUUGAUGAUAUUAUGGCUGAAUCAUCCAUCAACCGAUAUACAUUGGGUGAAAUCAUACACGACUCACUUGGACUAAGAAAAUUGGCAUCACGUUGGAUACCGCACGAAUUGACAGACAAAAAUCGAAACGACCGCGUUCAAGCUUGCCGUGAAAAUUUGGCUAAGUUUAAAGAAGGCAAAUGGCGAUUGUGCGAUGUCAUAACCGGCGAUGAGUCCUGGUUUUAUUUGAGGCAAAUCGGACACAAGUCGUUAACUCCAGCUGGGUAG
Molecule: messenger RNA, 528 nt
Organism: Didymodactylos carnosus
Lineage: Eukaryota; Metazoa; Rotifera; Eurotatoria; Philodinida; Philodinidae
Source: the annotation of a GenBank genome assembly